CCCAAGCUCAACACCUACCGGUCCCCGUCACGCCAGCACCAGCUCCCACUGAGAUGGCCAUGUCUCAUGUGACGUGCGAGCUGCCCUAUUCUUCACCACGUACCAGCGUUCGCUCGCACAAUCACACCUCUCAACUCCACCCAUAGCCGCCGCCGGCCGCCCGGAGAUGGCGCCACCACCGAACGGCAUGCAGGAGCUCAUGGAGCAGGUGGAGCUCUUCGAGAAGACGGCGAACCUGUCUGCGAGCAUCAACGACGUGCACAACACCAUUGAUCUGCUCACGACAGCCCGUGCUAAGAUUGCAGCUGACCCGCAGACGGCACCUCUAACUCUGGCAAAGCUCCAGGAUCCGCUUAAGAAGUCCCUAGAGGCUGCUCAGAAGGAUAUCAAACCCAUAUACAGUGGCUUGGGAAAGUAUGGCAAGGCCCUGGACAAGCGAUUCAAAGACAAGCCCCUGCCGACCGCCGAAAAUGACGCCCUCUCCUCCCAUCCGCAGCUCAUAAACCGCGCCAUAGCCAUGCACCUCCUCCGCGAAGGCGAGUUCUCCGUCGCAUCCACCUUCAUCCAGGAAGCGAAUCGCCACCCACCGCACGCCGAGCCCACGCUCAACACCCCAAAUCCAUAUCUGAACGAGUCAUGGGAAAAAGACAUCGCAGAGGGGACGUUUAAUUCCGAGAAACUGCAGGAACAGUUCGCGGAGAUGUACCACAUCCUGCACGAGCUGAGGCAGGAGAAGAACCUCGGCCCGGCUAUUGAAUGGGCAAGAGCACGGAGCGAUAUCUUGGAAGCGCGAGGCAGCAAUUUGGAAUUCGAGCUCUGCCGAUUGCAAUUUGUCUGCCUGUUCAGCGGGCAUGGUACAGACGGCGAAGACCAGUUAAUGGACGGCACACUGCAUGGCCCUCUCCAAGCAUGGACAUACGCGCGUCGCGAAUUUGGCUCGUUCCAGAGGAGAUAUGCCAAGGAAGUACAGAAGCUGAUGGGCGCUCUGGCAUACCAUGAGAACGUCCCGGAGUCUCCGUAUGGGAAUUACUUCUCCAACGAUACCGCAUGGGAAGAAGUCGCCACGUCCUUCACACGCGAGUUCUGCUCGUUACUGGGGUUAUCCGCCGACUCGCCGCUUUACAUUGCCGCAACAGCAGGCGCAAUAGCAUUACCGCAUCUCCUGAAACUGCAAAGCAUUAUGGAGAAGACAAGAACGGAGUGGACCACGCAGAACGAACUGCCCGUCGAAAUACCCCUUCCACCCUCCUACCACUUCCACUCCAUCUUCGUCUGCCCCGUCUCCAAAGAGCAAUCCACCGACCAGAACCCACCCAUGAUGAUGCCUUGCGGGCACGUCAUCGCAGACGAAUCCCUCCAAAGGCUUAGCAAAGGCGCGCGCUUCAAGUGCCCGUACUGUCCCAGCGAGUCACACCCGCGGGAUGCGAAGAAAGUGUUUCUGUAGAUACGGGACUCCGCGGUGGAGCUCAUGCGGGAGGAUUUAUGCAUUAUGUUGGCGUAUUCCUGGGUCUACAGCUUUCUUUUUGGAAAGCAUGUGCGCGUGCUUUGAUCUGGGCUAGGCGUUUUUUCUUAUCGUGCGAAUUCCUCACAUGUGCACGCCCGGGAUGUGGGCGUUCGGUGCGGAUGCUAUGCAUGUGUCCCCCUUGUGUUUUACUGCUGUCUUCAGGCUCGACACGCGGCGAGUAUGAAACUGUGACUCAGCCUAUAUACCAGAAAUGACAUUCUCCCCACCUUCA
Trematosphaeria pertusa is the source of this 1736-nucleotide messenger RNA. RefSeq lists its product as uncharacterized. Lineage: Eukaryota; Fungi; Ascomycota; Dothideomycetes; Pleosporales; Trematosphaeriaceae. Gene Ontology annotation, cellular component: GID complex; cytoplasm; nucleus. Gene Ontology annotation, molecular function: ubiquitin protein ligase activity; protein binding. Bases 167 to 1444 code for a protein of 425 amino acids. Gene Ontology annotation, biological process: proteasome-mediated ubiquitin-dependent protein catabolic process. The record is from RefSeq and is a predicted model, not a curated record. The transcript is spliced from 4 exons.